AUUAAGUACGGCUAGCCUCUUUCUCAAUAUUAUGCUUUCAAGCAGAGAGCUUUAAGUCUUAGAAUGUCAGAAGGUCCGGGUGACAGCAAAAUAUUAGCCCCUCCCACAUUUCACACCUCCGCGAACCAAUAGCCGCAUGCGGCGAAGGUGAGGGUGAGGUGCGAAAGCCCCUACCUAUCUUACCACCAAGCCCUUGCCUCUCUGUUCACCCAGACUACCUAUUCGGUAACGACAAUGGACGUUAUGUUACACCAGAGAGUUUACAGAGGCUCUGGUCACACCAUGAACUCGUGACAAACGUGUCGCUUGUGCUCCGAGCUAUACGUUCUUAUACUAUCUCUGACCGUCUAGGCUCCGGGUAAUGGCAGACAAAUAAAAUUUGUUUGUUUUACCAUGACGCCCAGUCUCCCCAGUCUGAGAAAUUUCGUAAUGUUUUACCCUCGCAAACUGUUUUCCUUGUCUAAUCACACGCUUCACAGAAUAUAACGCUCGUGUCAAAGAAGCCGCCAGACUUCAUGUUGACCCACUGCGCAAACAAAAAUAAAUUAUUAUUUCACAUUAGAAAAAUCCAGCUGCUGAUGACAUCAUCAAAGCAGGAACGUAAACCAUGACAGUGUAUUGACUUUAAAAUGUCACAGACGAAAUAAAUUGUAGUACAAACAAACUGAAGUCAUCAGACCAGAGCAACAACAAAAAAUGAAAGAAAAAAAUAGUAGGAUAAACUUCGGGUGAGAGGGGUAUAAAACAUGAGCCCCUCCAAUAGGCCUUCACUCACAAUCCCCAGCACUUGCUGCUUCCUGCUCUGUCGUCGUUGCCGUUGCUGCUGAGACAAGACACCAUGUCUACCGGCAAAAAGGAAACCCUUACUCUACAAGAGCGGAUGCAAGUUAUCAAACUGGGCGAUGAAGGGAAUUCAACAAGAGCCAUUGCAGAACGGUUUAAAGUCGGAAAAACGCAAAUUCAAGGUAUACUGAAAAGGAAAACAGAAUUGACCGCUGAGUUUGAAGCCUCAGCCCCUCUUGCCAAACGACGUUAUGUGAAAGCCACAAGCAACAAACCGAUCAACGAUCGCCUUGACGAAUGGUAUCUGGACGCAACACGUCGAGGAAUCAACAUAACAGGACCUAUGCUCAAAGAGAAAGCUCUGGAAUUCGCAAGCCACUUUGGCAUAACAACAUUUUCUGCUUCUAACGGCUGGCUGCAGUCUUUCACCAAACGCAACAGCUUGGCAGUUGGUAAAAUAAAACCCACAAAAUGCUUUAAUAAGGUUGGUUUCACGCAACCCACUCCGGAUGAGGGUGAUAUCCCCGAUGUACAAGUAAGAGUACCAGAAAGGUUUGACGAGCUGAGUAAUGCCCUAUUCGGAGUACCAUUCGCGAGACUUCCUGAAAUUGAUCAAGACCUCGCCACUUGUGACAAUAAUCCAGUAGACUGGGACCGCCCGGCGACAGACUUGCUCGCAGAUCUAAAAACUGAGGACAGCGAAGAUGACGACGAGGAAGAUGAAAAAAGUGAAACCGAUUCCACCAUAAACGCAGUGUCGACACAAAAAGCACUUUCUGCUUUAAGAACGCUUCGCCUUUAUCUGCAGCAACAGAAAUGUCUGCUGCCAUCGCUCCGGCCCUUGGCGUUCAUCGAAGAGGAAAUUAUUGUGGCGAGCAGAUCGGCGACGAAACAGACAACGAUCACAAACUUCUUUCCCAAACAAUCGAGACGUCUACUGUGA
Aplysia californica (California sea hare) is the source of this 1726-nucleotide messenger RNA. RefSeq lists its product as uncharacterized. The coding region runs from base 839 to 1726 and encodes 295 amino acids. Gene Ontology annotation, cellular component: nucleus. The transcript has a single exon. The record is from RefSeq and is a predicted model, not a curated record. Gene Ontology annotation, molecular function: DNA binding. NCBI's taxonomy places the organism in Eukaryota, Metazoa, Mollusca, Gastropoda, Aplysiida, Aplysiidae.